Molecule: messenger RNA, 920 nt
Organism: Chlorocebus sabaeus (green monkey)
Lineage: Eukaryota; Metazoa; Chordata; Mammalia; Primates; Cercopithecidae
Source: RefSeq, a predicted model, not a curated record
AUGGACGAAGUGUUCCUGUGGCUCUGGAUCCUUACUCAUUCCAGUAGAAGAACAGGGACAGUUCCUAAGGUUAAAAGCCAUAGUUGUGUUAGUUCAGAGGGAAAGAUCAAAGCUCCCAUGUGGAUUUGGUGGAUUUUCCUAGCCCUGGGCCUCUUCCUUUCCCUCCCCUUCCUGCCCUCCUCAUGCAGCGACCCUAAAGAUAAGGUCCAGUACGAAGAGAAGCAGUCCAGUUUUGUCCUCUUGUUGAGUAAAGCUGUUGCUCAGGGAGGGGCUGUGUCAGUCCAGAAAUCAGAUGGACUCUGGUUUCUCCAGCCUGUCCAGCAAAGUGGAGGUGCUUCCAGCCAAAAAGAAGUUAAUGAGCCCUGCAGGCACUUUGGUCUGACUGCAGGCAAGCAGGAGUUCUGUUCCCAGAUUCACAUUUAUGUUUCCAUGGUGGUACCACCAAACAUAGCAGAACUGAAGAAUUUGGAAGUGCUCAGCUUUUUAAAUAACCAGAUCAAGGAGCUGCCCACACAGAUCAGCAGCCAUCAAAAACUCAAACACCUGAACCUUGGCAUGAACAGGCUGAACACUUUGCCACGAGGCUUCAGCUCCCUGCCAGCUUUUGAGGUUCUGGACUUGACUUACAACAACUUGAACGAAAAUUGUCUUCCUGGAAACUUCUUCUACCUGACCACCCUGUGUGUACUCUAUCUAAGUGACAACAAUUUUGAAAUCCUGCCACCAGAUAUUGGGAAGCUCACAAAGAUGCAGACACUCAACAAUAGGGAUAACAACCUGAUCUCACUGCCUAAGGAAAUCGGGGAGCUUACCCAGCUUAAAGAGGUCCACAUUCAGGGGAAAUGCCUCGCCGCUCUGCCCCCAGAACUAGGUAAGGUUGCUGAUGAAUGAACUUAGUUCUGGGUUUCAUGAAUAACAAU